CUACUCCGCAAGGAUUCCAAAUCGCUGCAGACAAUGAUUUCGAAGCUUAGAGGGAGCUCCGCGGUGAAUCUUUGAAGAUGAUGGCCUGGUGUAAACGCUAAGACAGAGCUCCACGAGGAUUCCAAAUCACUGUAGACAAUUAUUUCGAAGCACAGAGUUUAUUUUUUGCGCAUCGUUAACUUGAAAAUCGUUUGAAUUGCACUUGCGUCUUAAUUAUCUGUUCGGAUUCAGAUUUUUAUCAGGUAUUCUCUUCGAUUUUUGAAUUGUUUUCCUUUCACCUAUUUUUCCAUAUUCAACUUCCAUGAAAACACUUCGUUUUUUAUAAUUUCGAACUAUUUUGAGAUUUAUCAAUGUUCUAAGAUUCAUCACUUGCUUUUACAGUUUUUGCAAAGUGAUUUUUCAUGGAAAUUGCUGUAAUGGAUCGUGUUUUGCUCAUAAUGGUCAAGUUGGAUGGUGUGUGGGGGCCUGACUUUGUCUUCAUGAACAAGUCGACAUUAGGUAUCCAUGUCCCGUAUUGUUGCACAUACGCAUCAUUCUUAGGCAUCCUUACCAACCGUAUUGAUCAAAUCCAAUCUAAUCCACAUUUUACCAUAUCAUACCUUCUUGAAUCCUGCCCCCCCACCUGUUCUAGUCAAUGACAAUGCUAGUUUACGCUUUUAUAUUGAUCUUAAGAUCCUUCAAUCAGAUUUUGCAAAAUAUCCUUUGUGUAUACAAUUUGUGAAAGAGAAACCACCUACUUAUGCUCCUGUUUCACCCGCUUGUACUUCAAAUACUUUGGUCACGCCUGCAGCUUAUUCUAAUGUUGAUUCGUUCAAUGCAAAUACCAGUUUCGUUGUUGUCCAUUCUCCAGAUCAAAUCUUGCAUCCUGAAAUCCAUUCUCAUGCUCCUGAAAAUAGUUUUGAUAAUGUUCUUUCAUCCACACCUUCUUUUUAUGCCGAUCAUUCUAGUAUUCCCUUCAAUGAACAUAACUUAGAAGAGCACAGUUCAUGUAGUGGCGUAUGUGCUGAAUGUUCUGAUGAGGACUCCCUUUCUUCUAGUUCUGAAAAUUUAGAAAAUCAGUCAUCAGAUGCCUUUGUGUUAAACCAGAACUGUGAUGUCAUUACACAUUAUUCUCCCAUUACGCUUGUGCUCCAUGGUAUCUACGUGAACAAGCAAGAUCUACUAUAUCACCUUAGACUGUACGCGAUCAAUAAUAACUUCCAAUAUUUGACAAAGACUUCAAAAAAGCAUACAUUGCAUGUGAUAUGUUUGGACAAAAAGAAUUGUAAAUGGGCUGUUCGUGCUGUUGGACUCAAAGGUGUUCAACUUUUUCAGAUUAGAAGAUUUGAUGUUGAUCACACUUGCUCAAUAGACUUUAGGCAAGGUGUUCAUCAUAGGCAGGCCAAUUCUGCAUUGAUUGCUGAGCUUAUAGCUCAUCAGUAUAUGGAUGCUUCCAAAAAACCCUAUACACCUAAACAAAUCAGGGAUGAUUUGUUGUUGCAAUAUGGAAUACCGAUCUCAUACAAGAAGUCGUGGGCUGCAAAGAAAUCUGCCAUGAGAAAACAGUUUGGUUCAAAUUCAGAGCAAUACCAAUUGUUGCCGUCGAUGGUCUAUAUGCUUGGCCAAGCUAAUCCAGGAUCUGAUGUCUUACUCAUUAGAGGAGAUGAUGACGUGUUUUGCUAUUUGUUCAUGUCACUUGCACCAUGGAAGAAUGCAUGGGAACAUUGCAUUCCUGUUCUUAUUAUCGAUGGUUCUUUUAUGAAAUCCUACUACAAAGGGACAUUGCUUACAACCUGCAGCCAAGAUGCAAACAAACAGAUUGUGCCUUUAGCGUUUGCGGUAUGUGAUUCUGAGACCACUCAGUCUUGGAAGUGGUUCUUUAUGAGGCUCAAAGAAUGCCUUAAACAUCGUGAUGACAUGUACAUUGUGUCAGAUAGACAUAAAGGUAUUAUCAAAGCUGCAAAGGCCAUCUUCCCACACGCUGCCCAUGGAUAUUGUUGUGAACAUCUCCGGCGUAACAUGAGAUCCAAAUUUCAAGGUAAGUCAUCCAACCAUGGAUGGAAAUUUAAAGUUGCAUGGGAGGCUGCAACUGUGAGUGAAUUCUAUGAAUACUUGUCCAUGUUGGAUGAGGAAGAUGCUAGGAUUCGUCCAUGGCUAGAGAAGAUUGGAAAGGAAAAGUGGGCUUGAAGCAUGGCAGUUAAGAGUCGAUGGAGUGUUAUGACCUCUAACUGUGCAGAGGCCAUGAACAACGUAAAUGCUAACGCAAGAGAGUAUGCUGUUGCUAAGCUUUUGGAUUUUCUCCGUGAAAGAAUGCAAACAUAGUUUACCGAGCGGCUCGAAGAAGCAACUUCAUCAACUACUCAUUUGACUCUAAAGUUUGAGAAAUAUUUAGUUUCAUUGCAGAGGGAAGCUUCUAGCAUGAGGGUCAAACCAUCUUGUCAUUACGAGUUUGAAGUUGUUGACAGACUUCGUAGAUCUUUUAUUGUCAAUCUCAUUGACCGAACAUGUACUUGUCGUGUGUUCCAAUUAGAGCACUUUGUUUGUGUACAUGCUGUAGCUGCCAUAGGUACCCGUCCUGGUGUUUCUUGCUAUGAUUAUAUAUCAUAUUAUUACACACGACAGUCUCUUGUGAAUACAUACAGUGGCAUACAACAUCCAAUUGGUGAUGUAUCUUCUUGGAUAGUUCCGCAUGAUGUUAAAAGUAUUCGUUGCAAGCCACCUUUAUGUUCUAAGAAACAAGCUGGUCGACCAAAAACAAAAAGGAUACCAUCAGUUGGUGAAGUUCGUGCAACCAAACGGAGAAAAUGCUCCCGAUGCCAUUCUGCUGGUCAUAACAAAAAAAGCUGCAGGAAUGCACUUACAAUUGAUUCGUAGAAAACUAUUUUGUACUUAUUUGUUUUUGAGUUUGAUGUUAAUUUUUGCUACUAUGUGAAGAUUGAGAUACAAAUUUUACACAAUGUUGUGGUUAUUAUCAAGAUAUCAUUUACUCCUUUCU
Molecule: messenger RNA, 2974 nt
Organism: Cuscuta europaea
Lineage: Eukaryota; Viridiplantae; Streptophyta; Magnoliopsida; Solanales; Convolvulaceae
Source: the annotation of a GenBank genome assembly